Molecule: messenger RNA, 2430 nt
Organism: Metarhizium brunneum ARSEF 3297
Lineage: Eukaryota; Fungi; Ascomycota; Sordariomycetes; Hypocreales; Clavicipitaceae
Source: RefSeq, a predicted model, not a curated record
AUGGACCAAUACUUUACAUACGAGGCGCGACUUGCAUCGUUCCAAAAGACCUCGAAAAAGAGGGGAUCAACAGCGGGUGGGCGUAGCAAGGCUUUGAAUUGGCCGCACAAACAGAUUGCGCCCGCGAGUCUAGCGAUAGCUGGAUUCUACUUCGACCCAUAUCCCGAAAACCCCGACAAUUGUGUCUGCUUCCUUUGCGGAAAGGGCCUAGAUGGGUGGGAAGCUGGUGACGAUCCUCUCGAGGAGCAUCUCAAGCAUUCCCCCCAAUGUGGAUGGGCCAUAGUAUCAGCAAUCGAAGCCGAGAUCGAUGAGUAUUCAAGGCAAGACCCGACCCUGCCCCAUAUGGUAGAGGCACGAAAGGCGACAUUCGCUGGAAAAUGGCCCCAUGAGGGAAGGAAAGGAUGGAAGUGCAAAACAAAACAGCUUGUUGAAGCUGGCUGGAAGUAUACACCUACGGAUGAGUCAGAUGACAUGGCGACUUGUGCGUAUUGCCAAUUGGCUCUAGAUGGAUGGGAGCCCGGCGACAAACCUUACGACGAGCAUUACAACCGAUCACCGAACUGCACAUUCUUUGCCUUGGUCAACGAAUUUGGAGGGCCCAAGAAGAGGACUGCUCGAGGCAAGGCGGCGGGUGUAUCAAAGACUUCUCGACUAUCUAUGCAAUCGGUGGCCACGACUGCCUCUGACAUCGCGUCUGUUGCCGAUAUGACGGCAGAACCAGAGGAUAGUAUUCUCACUACUACAUCGACGGCGACGCAGGGGAGCAAGAAGACGGCGAGCAAGAAAAAGAAGCCAGCAACGACAAAAGGCAGGGCUAAGACUAAGAAGGCGCAAGGAAUUGAGAGAGAAGAGGACGAUACUGUUGACGAAGAGCCUGUGUCACUACCGAAAGCCACAAAGGCAACCCAUGGCAAGAAACGAACUAGUGACGCCAUUGAUGAUUCCGUUCUCUUUUUAUCCGAGGCCCCAGCGUCUAAGAAACAAGUCACACAAAACCGAGAAAGCAGUCAAAUUGACAGCUCUACCAUCACACCUGAAGAUGUCGAGUUUGUUGAUGCGCAGGCGUCAAAAUCGGCCGGUCGCGCCAGGAGUUCCAGUGUAAAGUCAAGCCGCAAGCCAUCUGCCCUGGGGGCAUCCGUGGCUUCACUCCGGGCACCUCUUGCAGAUUUCCCUGACGAUGAUGAGAUUGAGCGCCAGCUCGAGGCAGACUUGGAACGGGCAUUGACGGAUGACGAUGAAAUUGCACACGACUCAGAAUCCGAGCGAUCGAAAGCGAUGGCUAAUAAGAAGUCAAAGGGAAAACUGACCGAUGAGCAGUUGGAAGACUACGCCAUGUUUGAUCCUGCUGAAGUUGAGCACGACGAAGAUGCGUUGGAUGACGAACUUCGAAAUCUUCAAGCCGAAAUGGAGGUUGAGGAGCCAAACCAAAAACUUCAUGUUCCCAAAAAGGGUCGUAAACCUGGAACUGGAAUACGCAAAGCAUCCAAGCAGACAAAGGCAAAGAAGGCCAAGGCUCCUUCACCAUCUCCAGAACCUGAACCAGAGGCUAUUGACCCACCUUCAGAGAUUGAGGAGCAUGAAGCUAGCAUUGGGAGCACAGAUGCUGUGGUGAAGAAUACCGACACCGUAGAUUCUCCUCCGUCAAUCAAGGCCCCUUCAAGAGCUGUCAAAAAAUCGUCGCUAGCUUCUAACGCUGCAUCAAAACCUGCAGAAGCACCCGCUAGACGUGGCCGCAGACCGAGCAGCACAACGGCUGAACCUAUACAGCCGUCGGAAUCUACUCAGCCAAGUGAAGGCCAUGCUGAUGAUGAGGUCUCUGAGGCGGACGGCGAAACUCAUCGACGUGAAUCUGCAGGGACGCCCCAGCUUGAGGAAGCGUCAUCGCCUCUCGAGGAAGCUUCCUCGCCGGCUGUGUCCAGGUCAAGACUAGGGGUUGAGCCGCCAUCUACUCCCCCAAAGUUCACGUCACCAGCGCCGUCGGCACGCCAGCCAGCGUUGUCGCCGUCACCAUCACCGCAGUCAUCCGACGCUGAAAACCUGCCCCCGUCAUCUCUGCCCCCGGCCAGUGCCAAGGCGAAGCGCGUUGUCCUCGCGCCCUUGGCAGCUACGCCGGCCCGCAACUCACCGUCAAAACGCAAUAUGCUUGCGGCCGGCUUGCAGAGCCAAAUUCCGUGGACGGCGGUGGACAUUGAUGCCGUUAUGGGUACACCACGCUGCGGGGAUGACAAGGAAAAUGCGGUUAGCCGGCUGUUGAAGCAAGGCAAGGAACUUAGUAGCCCAGAGACGCGCAUGACGGUGGAGGAAUGGAUUCACUUCAACGCGGGGGAGGCAGAGAAGAAGCUCAAACAUGAAUGUGAGGCCAUGGUCACACAGUUCGAGAGGGAGGGCACAAAGGCAAUGAAUGUUUUGGAGAGCCUGUCGAUAGAGUAG